Messenger RNA from Bombyx mori (domestic silkworm), 7168 nucleotides. RefSeq names its product activated Cdc42 kinase Ack (gene Ack). The record is from RefSeq and is a predicted model, not a curated record. Bases 302 to 3037 code for a protein of 911 amino acids. The transcript has 10 exons. Gene Ontology annotation, biological process: protein phosphorylation. NCBI's taxonomy places the organism in Eukaryota, Metazoa, Arthropoda, Insecta, Lepidoptera, Bombycidae. Gene Ontology annotation, molecular function: ATP binding; protein binding; protein tyrosine kinase activity.
GUCAAAUCCAGAAAAUGUCAAUCCGAAUACGGCUAAAAUUUUCAUGCGUCUUGUUGAUUUGAUUCCAAGAAUGCUAAAUUUUAAACUCAUCUCAGAAUUUGAUUACUGAAUUAACUAUUUUCAAAAAGAAUCACUACAUAAAUAAUAAUUAGAAAUUUUUUAAAUUCAUUUUGCUGUGAUAUACUUUUCUGUGAGCUAAGAUUACAGUGCGUUCCUCUCACAUCCUUUAACUAUUUACUUCACUCGCGAUGGUAUUCAUCCUGUGUGUACAUUUUAAGCUUAUAAAAUAAUCGCCAAAGAGAUGAAUUCAGGCACGGACUGGCUCUGCGAUAUCUUGCAGCAUGUACAACUUGAACAAUUUUAUGUACCAAUAAGGGAUCAAUUACAGAUUACCAGACUAGCUCAUUUUGAUUAUGUACAUACGGAAGAUCUUGAAAGGAUUGGUAUCAGUAAACCAGGAGUGCGCAGACUAUUAGAUGCUGUCCGGAAAAAGAAAUUGCAGUUAUGGAAUAGAAAAUUUUGGAAUAAACUUUUUGGUACAUCAAGUUCAGUUGCCAAAGAGAAAACAGAUAUUGCGAAACCAAUUACACAAACUGAAACAAGGACAACAUGUAUCAUACUUGAGAAGGAUAUUGUGUUACAUAAUGAACUUGGCAAUGGAUCAUUUGGUGUAGUCAAAAGAGGAGAAUGGAAAAUUCCAGACCAAACACAAACUGUCCUUGUAGCUGUGAAAGUAUUGAAAGCGGAUGCAUUUGCCCAGCCAGGAAUUUAUGAUGACUUCCGAAGAGAAGUUGAGGCGAUGCAUAGCUUGAAACAUGUGAAUUUGAUCAAAUUACAUGGAGUAGUGUUCCAUCCAUUAAUGAUGGUCUGCGAACUAGCUCCAAUGGGUGCUUUAUUAGAUUAUAUAAGAGGUCAAAAUGGAAAGGUGUCAUUAAAUUAUAUUUCAAAAUGGUCAACCCAAGUGGCUGCUGGUAUGGCACACCUAGAGAAACACAGAUUCCUGCAUCGUGAUUUAGCUUGUAGAAAUAUUUUAUUGUCAACCUUGGAAUUGGUAAAAAUUGGUGACUUUGGCCUGAUGCGUGCUCUGCCUGAUGCGGAUGAUUGUUAUGUCAUGAGUGAAAGAAGACGCGUGCCGUUUCCUUGGUGCGCCCCAGAAUCUCUGCGCACGAGGCAGUUUAGUCAUGCAUCUGAUGUAUGGAUGUUUGCUGUUGCCUUGUGGGAAAUGUUCACUUUUGGUGAAGAGCCCUGGAUAGGCCUCAACGGUUCGGAGAUCCUUCGGCUAAUAAUGCGUGAAGGUCAACGACUUUCGGCCCCCAGUGCGUGUCCCCCGGACGUGUACAUGCUCAUGAUGCAGUGCUGGGACCUGAACCCUAAGGAGAGACCAACGUUCGCCGGCAUCCUGCGAUACAUGGAGACCAACAAAUUCGAAACCUCCAUAGCAUCGUUGAGCUACAGGAAGCAAGGCCAGAUGAGUGUGGAUGCAGGCGAUCCGAUUAUCCUCAUCGACAAAAGACCGGAACUGCACUGGUGGAAGGGGCAAAAUCAGAGGUCUUUGGAAGUUGGAUUGUUUCCCAGCAACAUUCUGUCUGCGGUCAAACUCAAGAACAACCAUCCAGCUUCGAAGAAAUCCCAAACGUCAUCACCCUCUCCUUCGGCAAAAUCGUCGGUGCUGAACUCGUCGUUGUCGAAUGGAGACGCGCACGAGUCAGCCGUGGUGCUCAGGAAACGCAGAACGAUAGAAUCGACGCAACCUUCCAGCACGCGCGCCGGUAACGGCGGCAGUAAACAGUUCAACUACAACAAACUUAUCAACGAUCGCGCUUUGCUGUCCGGCAUGCAGAGGUGCACGAGAGACGCCUAUUCCAAAAGCUUGAACCAAGUUAAAGAAGACCUGCUAAUAGACCUCGAUUUGCCGCCUUCGACCAAACCGAGCACACCUAAGCGAGCAACGAACCAAAAUAACGUUUCAAUAAUCGACCAACCAAUAGACGUCCCAGAGAUUGGCGAUGGAAUCGAAUGGGGCCAGCAAAGCACCGAGAGCUUACCAACGUUCUCAGUGUAUUCGAGGAACGCUCAGUCGAGUAUGCACGGUGCUAAGUCACUGGACAGUCUCGCGACGUCAUCGAACGUGGGCACGUCCACUGGCCAGUGGGCGGAGGAUCCCUUCGACGCGUCGUCCUGGCCCGCGGACACCGGCCCGAAUGUACACUCGACAAGUUCCCUCAACACCGUCCCAAUGCGCCCCAACCACGAACUAGAAGUAAAUGAAUCAAAUUCGAUGCGGUCACGACAGAACGAAUCUCACGUAUACUCGAAUAACUACGUCACGACCCGCGACACGGACGCGUCCCGGCUCCACAACAUCGCGACCACGUUUAAGAACUCGAAUAGUUUAAAUACGAAUGCACUGAUGCAAAAUGCGUACAGUUCGUUGGCGGAGAUGUCCCUCGACGAUAGAAUUUCCGAAUCGUUGAAUCUCAGGUCGAAAACGAAUGAAGACAAUCUGUACGCGAACAGUACGUACGGCGAGCGACCCGGCACGUCGACCGCGCCCGAGACCCGCUACAAAGACAUUCCGAUUUAUAACAAUUUCGAUAUUAACACCGCCCAACAGCAGUUCAUAAUCGAAACGAAAGAUUACUACACGAAGUUAUCGUCUCCGGCGAAAGCGAACACGAGCAACGACUACGAGAAGAACAUUUACGUGCCGAAAUACGAAGACGAGACGGAGAAACUGAGGAAUUUUAGCGACAACGUCGAGAACUCGAAGAAUUAUUCCGCCUUCAAAUAUCAGAACGUCGAUUACGGUAAUUACUCGUACGAUUACGGAGCGAAUGUCGCUUCGACCUCUCGAGUGCAGUACGACGAGGUCAAUGACACUGCCAGUAAUUUUUACAGCGAAAUAGGCGACGCGUCGAACUUGUACGCGAGCCCUCAGAGAAUGUACACAAACGCGUGCUUAUAUGAUGAAGUGUAUGAAGAAGCUACGCCUCGUCCGCACCGACCAGCCCCGCCUUGUCCAAAGAAACAAAAAUAAUUGACCAGUGAAUUUCAUUGAACACGCCCAGUGUUGAUGGUGGGGCGCAUAGUUUGGUCUGUUGUCCUGCCAAUUUUUGCCGCGAAGCAAUCAUGCCUUCUAAUCGGAAAGGUAAGAGCAAUGUUUUGAAGAAAUUAGGGCUUCGACCUUAUAUUUCCGGCUGGGUGGCACCGUCCACUUUGUAAGGACUAUGCAAAUACUAUGAGCUCAGCAGACGAGAGCACUCCCUACUACACUAUGCCACUAAAAAUAGUGCCACUGAACAAAACAGCCGAAAAUGAUGAUUUACAUGUCGUUUAAUUAUAAGUACCCCGUUUAAAAUUAGUAUAUCAACAUCACAAACAUAUUGGAAGGUAGACAGAAAUGAAAACGUAUGGAGAAACAAAAUUCAACUAAUUCGAUUAUUUUAGUAAAGACUGAUGAGCUGUUAAGCCUUCCUAGUUUUGCUUUAAGCACUAACAUGAGGUUACAUAGCGUCUACAUUGUUUAAUUAUUGUAAGAAAUUAAUGAAUACAUAGGACUAAAAAAAAUCUCGAUGUUAUUUAUAUUCAUGUCUUCGAGUAGCGUUCACUUUGCACUCGUGUAAUUUUAUAGUUACAAAAACUCAAUAAAAAUGAAAAAAAAAUCAAUCAAUCCUAUUAUAAUUUGUUGUUAAAGGACAAUGCCCGUUUUCUUAGGGCGUUUGGGCCCCUAAAAAAAGUUGUCGGGUCAUAAUAGUUUUAACUUAAUUUGAUAGACAAAGAAAUAUCGUUUCAUAUUCAGAAAACGAUUUUUAUAUUCUCACCCAGGUGAGAAUAUAAAAAGAUUAUAGAUCUAGAUAUAAGAUAUUUCUCUUAAGAAAUCUAUUUUUUUCUGCAGCUAAAAUUAAGUUGUUAAUUUCUUUCUUCGAAAUCAAUAAUCGCUCUCAUCAUUAUUUACAGUAUUAAAUAAGUAAAUUGUGGUUAAUGUUGCUAGAAAUAAGCCCUAACGUACAUUUUAUUAUUAUUAUAUCCUCAUAAUCAGUGCCAGAUUAAGCAAGCGCGGGGCCCGUAGCAAAUUAUUUCAAAGAGCCCUUGAGCUAAACUUAAAUCGAGCCAUCUCAAUUCUGCUACACAUCCACACUGUGUCGGGUAAGAGUGCUUGCAUACGUCAGACUUUUUAUAGAGCUGAUUAUCAGGCUGAUUGAAAUUCUACACGUUUAUACAAACAACUUGUCUUAAUAAGUCACUCAAAAAAUUAAGCUCGGGCAGAGAUGAGUGGGUUUAAAUAUGCGGGGCCCCCGUUCGCGCGGGGCCCGUAGCAAUUGCUACUCUUGCUAUAUGGUUAAUCCGGCACUGCUCAUAAUAAUAAUAAAAUGAAAUGAAAAUCCGGAAGACGGCAACGAUAUUGUUGUUGUUGUUUUUAAAUUCGUCAAUAAGCAGGCAAAGAGUGUAGCCUAUACAGCCUAGUCUGUCGUACUUUUUUUUUUUUUUUUUUCAAUAAAAAUCUGGUGUGUCUCUUUUUAUUGCUUUUUGGGAGUUUUGACGUCAACUCGAUGAAUAGCACAUUGAGUGAGCGUGAAUUUCCGCAGACCUUUUCUCUCGAAAAAAAAAAAAAAAAACAGUCACUGCUAUGUUAGCCACAAUUUCAUUCCAAUGCCUCAAUAAUCGUGAACAACGAUUAUUGACGUUUAAUACACAAAACAACACCCAAUUUAUAUAUUAUACAUCACAAUAAACUAUUAAAAAAACAUUAAAAUAAAACUUCAAGUGAGGCUUCACUCGGAUUGCUGCCAAAACUCUCUGAUUAUAUAUUAUAUAAUAAGAAUAGAGUAAUGGUAGGCCAUUGAGAUUUUUACUAAUGGAAUAAAUAAUAUCUAAAAAUAUUAAAUAAUUCAUGGUUUUAAGUAAUAAUUAUUAUUACAAUAUAUAAAUAUUGAAUUGAACAAAAAUAAACUAAAAAGUCUGUGAAUUAUAACCAUUACCUUUUUUUUUGUUUGUUGUUCAAGUCACAGACAUCUCUUUCGUUUGGCAGCUUAAAGGUUUACUAUAAGGCUUUAUAGGCUAAGUCCUUUGCCUAUUGGUGAAUUUAAAAACUAUGGCUCUCAGUUUUGGCAUGUUAUCAAAUAAGUAAUUUAUUUUUUUGUAAAACAAUGUCAGUUUGUAAGAAAUGUUGAUACAUAAACUAAACAACGUGAAAAAUAAGGCAUAGUUUUUCAAGUACAAAUAGUUUUGACAUAAAGUUGGCCCACUUUUAGGCAUUGUCCUUUGAUUUAUAACAAUUUUUGAUGGCAGCGGAAAGAUUGAACACAUUAAAGUAAAUCGAUACUUUUGUACGAUUUAAUUGUGGAGUUUUGUAACUUAGACAUUAAAAGUCUCGUUUGUUACUUUUUUUUCUUUUCAAAUGCUAUAGUAUAAGGGGCAUCUAAGUCAUUGUUUAAAAUAAAAAAACUUAACACUUAAAAAAAUCCAUUGUUCAUCACAAAGCGGACAUCCAAUUCAAUUGUGUGCAGUAUAUUACGGCUAUGCUAUGCUUAAAGCAGGAAUGUCGCAGCGAAUUAAAAUAAAACGCGCUUUCUGAAGAGUAUCAUUGAUUUUUUUUUAAAUAUUUAAUAUUUCUCAAAAGGUUUAGUUACCAAGUGCCGUAAAUAAAAAGGAAUCAACCCGCGAUAACAAUGUCAUAAUAAUACGUUACGUAUUUAAAAGCAAACGAAAAAUAAAUAUUCAUUCUGAAGCCAGUUCGAGUUUUGCGAACCCGCAUUCUGAAGCGGGUCAUCGACCGCGCGCGUCACCCGAUUUUCAAUUGGGCUACAUUCAUGGAAACAUACAUGAAUAUUCAAAACUACUGCCAACCUCCGUUUUAGACAAACGCCUUAAAAGAUAUGGGAUCGGAAAAUUCUUUAUUUUUGAAAUUUUGUUAAUCUCGGAUAAACACGGCCUCUUUGUGGACGACGUCAUUAGAAUUACAGAAUAUGCAAGUUUUAAACACAUAUGACGUCAUCGACGAUGUAAAUAAAUUUUAUUUAGUGAUUUAUGAAAAUGAUUUGACAAAAAUACAAUUAAUGCUUUCCGAUUUCCCUAUUGUAUUCAAUAUAAUAACAAUAAAUAAAAAAGUUUCCAGUACUAGAAUAUCGAAUAUACUCGUAAACAUCAUUAGGUGCCUCACCAUUAUGUACCUGUUAGAAUAAUACACAAAGCAAAUUUUACUUUUAAUACUCGACGAAAAGUUAAUAUCUCAUAACUAUAUAUAGAAGCGUUUUUUUGUUUGUUUUGUAAUAUCGUUAGAUUAAGUUUUACUAAAUUUAGUAUUCGACUACAACUAUUUUACCCUUAACUUUAUGUAACCUAUUAAUUUGUAAACAAUAAACCGUUUCAAUAGUAAUGUAACAAAGUGCCUUAUUUAAGAUCUGUAUUAUUUGCUAUGCUAUGAAUUAAUUAAAAAUAAUAAUAUCACGACAUACUUUUUUAAUGUGUAUUCGUUAAUAUUCGUCCACGGCACGUCCCAAACAUUAUUUUCUAAUCAAGAUGACUAAUAAACAAAUAAAAAUGUCUAAUACGACAAGUGCUCUUUCAAUUGCUCUUCUUUUGCCUUGAUAAUAUCUUGAAUUAUGAAUGUCUUUCAAAAGAACAGUUAUUUUAAUAAUAGAAAAUAUCAAAGACCUAGAUUCUUACGUAUUUGCAACAUAUCUAUUAACGUUCUCGCCUAUACUUUACAGGGUUAGUAAUUAAACAUAAUACGGUUAUAAAAUACUAAUUUGAUUUUACUCUUUUUACUAAAUAAAGAGUAAAAUUUUAUUCUAUUAAAAUAGAACUUAAAUAUUGGCUACCCUACUGUAUCAUCUCAAGAUUUUCGAAAUUAUGUCAAGAUCUUUCGAUAUCUUUAACUUCUUUAAAACAUAUUAAAUAUAAUUUCGUAUUGUUUUCUUCUUUCUUUAACCACAUUCCCAUCUACCAUUACUAUUUUUAUAUAUUUAAAUUUAAUGAUAUUAUUAUUGUAAUAAUAAUUAUAAUACAUUGUGUGUUUGUCUAUGUUUUUAAUCACAUUUAUAAAGUACUGAGUUUUAAAUGAACCGAUACGAAUGUGAAGUAGGAAUCGUAACUGUGUGAAUAAAAUUCGUUUGAAAAGUACUUGAAAGUCACAAUAAUUGUCGCAAUAAACGAAAUUUUAACAUAA